Molecule: messenger RNA, 1554 nt
Organism: Iphiclides podalirius (scarce swallowtail)
Lineage: Eukaryota; Metazoa; Arthropoda; Insecta; Lepidoptera; Papilionidae
Source: the annotation of a GenBank genome assembly
AUGAUUCGUUUUCCUAUACUGCUGUUGGAAGCACUCGUCUUCUCUUGGUCAUACGCGACAGCCGCCGAGGUGAACCUAGACGCGAUAGUCGCCAACGUGUCCAGUUCGUCAAUAUUCGGAGUUCUGCUGGAGAAAUUCCUCGAUGCGGGGCUCAGCGCUUUGAGGGAGGCGAGAAACGAUUCGUCGCUCCCGAAGCCGGGCUUGAGGACAUGCGACCGGGCGGCCGUGGAUGCGGUGGUAGGGGCCCGGGUGGACGAGCUACGCGCGCUGCUGCACGACGACGCAAACGAAAACGAUAACGAAAACGACCAGCUGACGCUUAAGGGCGGCGACGAGACGACCAUCGUCGAGCUGGCCGCGAACGAAACGAGCAACCCGCUCAGAGACAACGUACGGAAGUACAAACGCCUGAGGAGGAAGAUACACAAGGCGCUGGUGGAGGAGUCGGUAAGCGGUCGGACGGUAGACCUGACGGUUCGCACGCUCGACGAGAUGAUAGCGGGCAUGAUAUCCAGUCGGUGCUCGUGGAAGCGGGCCGAGGCGAGGGAACGUUCGAGAAAGGCGGUCGACGGAGUCGCGAGAAUACCGGACGCCUGGCGAUCCGAGUGGAACAGCAUGCGGGAGAGGUAUUCUGAGCUGUUCGAGCCGCCGCCGGGGAACCGUUCGGGCGGAGUGAGAUCCCUGAUGGAGAAACUGCCUUCGUUCUUCGAGAACAUUCUGCGUGAGGGCGAAACGCUCGCGAGGCGGUACAGCAUAAAGUGCGAGAGGAUGGGUAGCGUCUUAGAAGCGGACCGCCUUAAUGGCGCCAACGUUUCGCGUCGAACGGACGUGUGCGGCGGGAGAGUAGUUUCGGUAUGCACGACGGAGCUGAAACGGUAUCUCGUGAGCGUGUACAAAUCGAUAAGCCUCGGCGCGGCGAAGGUGCUGAACGAUUUCGUAUCGAUGUACAGGAUAGACGUGAAUGCGAAUAGAAAGUCUAUAAACAGAGGCGUGUUGGCCGACCUUGAGUUGGUUGCGCAGCAAGCGGAAAACCACGUCUGCAGUUUGUUCACUCAGAGAGUGCGCGAGUUCUCACUGGAUAGAAGCCAAGUCCCGGAUGCCUAUAUCGAGGCGUUGCAUAAGCUGACCGAAGCUAUUAUCGAGAGAGUUAAGACGAACACGCGGCAAAAUAUACGGAGGGUGUUGAAAGAUUGGGACGCCAAGUUGAGGGAGAGGGUCGUGGCGGAUAUUAAGGCAAACAUGAACAUGGAAUUGGGUCGGAUAGCUGAGGAGUUGGACGAGAGGUCUUGCAGGCUAUUCCAAACUUGUAACAGCAGAUAUGUAGUCAAGGCUCGAAGGUUGGCUGCAUCGGGACAAAAGGGCGUAUUCGUAAAGGUACAAAUGACCUUCGAUGACGAAUCAGACUACAAUCUGAUGGAACAUUCUGGACGAGCGGAUUUCGAUAGACGCGGAGCGUUUGAGGGAAACUCCUCGCAAGUACCGUUUAAAGUAGUUCACUCUGCGAAUGAAUUUAAACAUGUAAAGCCCGCCAGUGUGACGCGCACGACAAAAUUG